Symbiodinium pilosum is the source of this 901-nucleotide messenger RNA. The record is from the annotation of a GenBank genome assembly. NCBI's taxonomy places the organism in Eukaryota, Dinophyceae, Suessiales, Symbiodiniaceae.
AUGGCCGCCGAGGAAGCAACAAAGACCCAGAGCCAGGGAGAGUUUAUCCUCUACACAACCCUGAGGAUCCUUGGCGUGCUUGCGUCGGUCUACUUCUUCCUGAUGGGCUUGGACAUGAUGGGUAGCUCCUUCCUCGUCCUAGGAGGUAAGGGUGCAGGCGAAUUGUUCACGAUCACCGACAACCCAAUAACAGGUCUCAUGGUGGGAAUCUUGGCGACCGUCCUCGUCCAGUCCUCUUCCACGAGCACAUCAAUCGUGGUGGGCCUGGUGGGUGCUGGGCAGGUGAGCGUUGGAAAUGCCAUCCCCAUUAUCAUGGGAGCCAACAUUGGCACAUCUGUGACCAACAGCAUCGUGUCUAUGGCGCAUGCCGGCGAGCGUCUCGAACUUGAGCGCGCCUUCUCUGGCGCAACUGUGCAUGACAUGUUCAACAUGCUCAGCGUCGCUGUCCUCCUGCCUGAGGAAAUCAUCCUCGGCGCAAUCACCGGAGAGGGCGGCCUUCUGUUCUACAUUUCCAAGGGCAUCGCAGACGCGGCCAUGGGUGGCGGUGGCGGCGACAUCACCUUUACAUCCCCGACGAAGUUCAUUGUCAGCCCGGUGACAGACCUCUUUGUCGACCCGAACAAGGAUGUCACCAAGGCCCUUUCCCUGGGCCCUCCCAAAGCCACGGCCAUGCCAGCUGGAGUGACCUGCCCAGCGAACAUGGACUGCACCAACUACUUCUGCGUGUCUUCGGCCAUGAGCAAGAACUGGGGGAAGGUGGACAAGACGAACUACGCAACCCUCCAGACGUGCACCGACGUGUUCCCAACCAGGACCUUCGACUGUGGUUCGGACACUUGCUACAUGGAGGCCGAUAAGUUUUAUACGCAGUCCAUCACCGGCGGCGUUAUCAUGGAUGAAG